AUGCCCGCGGUGGCCCUGCCGGCGUCUAGCAAGUGGUUCGCACCUGCGGGGAAAGAUGGCUUCCCGGACAUGACUUCUCAUCUUAGAGGACAUCUGCAAUCCCACUUCGUGCCGUACGAGCUGCUGGCCCCCGGAGUAGGAGACGAAGACGGCCCCGUCCAAUUCAUCCGGUUCAGCGCCCCGCUCGCCCUGCUGGACGCAGCGGUAGAAUAUAACAGGGAGCACCCCACCGACUGCAUCUCAACCCUCUACAUCGCCCAGGUGCCCUUAUCCGACCUGCCCGAGGCGCUCCGUUCCGACGUCCCGACGCCGCGGUGUCUCGCCGAGCCGCCGGCCGGCGACGAGCCCCUCUACGCGCCCGACGUCUACACCAGCAGCCUCUGGCUCGGCCUGACCCCGACGUACACGCCCUGGCACCGCGACCCGAACCACAAUCUGUUCUGCCAGCUCUGUGGGACCAAGGUUGUCCGCAUGAUGCCGCCGUCGGCCGGCGAGGACCUGUUCAGGAAGGUCAUGGCCGGUCUGGGAAAGCCCGUCGCCAGUGUCGCGAUCCGAGGCGAGGAGAUGAUGAUGGAGCCUGAGAGGCAGGCCUUCCUGGACGCCGUCUGGGGUGCGCCCCCGCGCGAGGGUAUGCUAGAAGUCACGCUGAACCCGCGUGACGUGAUGUUUCUCCGCACCGGCUGGUGGCACAGCGUCAGGAGCGUGGGCGAUCCGGGGCGGCUCAAUGCUUCCGUCAACUGGUGGUUCCGGUUCAGGGAUCUUCGUCGUCCGGAGCGCGGGGGCGGUGCCAAAACAGGCACUUGA
Molecule: messenger RNA, 804 nt
Organism: Thermothielavioides terrestris NRRL 8126
Lineage: Eukaryota; Fungi; Ascomycota; Sordariomycetes; Sordariales; Chaetomiaceae
Exons: 2
Coding region: 1-804 (267 amino acids)
Molecular function (GO): 2-oxoglutarate-dependent dioxygenase activity
Source: RefSeq, a predicted model, not a curated record